AUGUCGAAACAUUCGUCAUCGCAAACGCCUCGUAAAUUAAAAAUUGGCUCCGGAUCAGUUGUUUGCCAAGAAGCUGAAAUAAAAGGUGAGGUUACAAUUGGUUCUCGAACGGUCAUCCACCCUAAGGCUCGCAUAAUAGCAGAAGCCGGGCCAAUUAUCAUUGGGGACAACAACCUUAUUGAAGAACAGGCUACAAUACUCAACUCGUCUUAUCUUGACGACGAUGAACAAUCUGGCGGAAAAAUUGUCUUGAAAAUUGGAAAUCAUAACGUUUUUGAGGUCGGCAGCCAGUGUGAAGCUGUAAAUGUGGGCGAUAACAACAUCCUGGAAGCUAAGAGUAAGGUGGGCCGAUUCACAAGUGUUUCUCAUGGGUGUGUAAUAGGAGCCAAGUGUGAAGUUACUUCUCAGGAAACUUUGCCAGAAAAUACAGUGAUCUAUGGACAAUGUUGUAGUAGGAGAGUGCAAGGAGAGAGACCUGUACCACAAACACUGCAAUUAGAUUUUCUCACCAAGAUUUUGCCAAACUAUCAUCAUCUAAAAAAAUCUAGUCGAUCAUAA
This is a messenger RNA of Pocillopora meandrina, 558 nucleotides long. Lineage: Eukaryota; Metazoa; Cnidaria; Anthozoa; Scleractinia; Pocilloporidae. The record is from the annotation of a GenBank genome assembly.